AUGCAAUGCCGCAUUACCAAUGCGGCAUUCGGACUUAACGUCACCGAACACCGACCUGUCAUUCUCGCCGUUCUUCUAUUUAAACGCAGCUCAAUUACUGCAGUCAUCACCUGGAAGAAUUACUCAGAGUUUACUCGGAUUGUUGUACUCCUCGCAUCUGUACUUCCACUCCAGACUCUAGAGAUCUCAGUCGCCAUGGUGGGCAUCAACGAAGUCCGCAAAUCCAACGCCGCUCUCCACGCCCGCGAUGGAGACUUCGUCGCGGUUUUCGUAGGAGGAACCAGUGGAAUCGGAGAAGCAACAGCCAAGGAGCUAGCGAAGGCCAUCAAAAAGCCGACAAUCCACCUCGUGGGACGGAAUCAAGCCGCCGGAUCCAAGAUACUAGAGGAACUCAAAUCAGCCAAUCCCGACGGAGCCUUCCACUUCAUUCAAUCAGACGUAUCACUUCUCCGGAACGUAGACGAAGUGUGCUCGGAAAUCAAGCAGAAGGAAAAGGCGAUCGAUCUACUAUUCCUCUCGACGGGACAUCUUGCGACCUCGAAGCAAAGCAAGUAG
Molecule: messenger RNA, 555 nt
Organism: Aspergillus nomiae NRRL 13137
Lineage: Eukaryota; Fungi; Ascomycota; Eurotiomycetes; Eurotiales; Aspergillaceae
Exons: 1
Coding region: 1-555 (184 amino acids)
Biological process (GO): secondary metabolic process
Source: RefSeq, a predicted model, not a curated record